AUGCAGAAGGUGUUCAUCGCAAUGGUCGGCGUUUCACUGUUUUUUAUUUUUUUUGAUUUGAAUGGCUUGUUGUAGUUGUGGAGGACGGUGCUGCUGACUCCGUUCAAGCUCAUCACCGUGUUCCUUCACGAGAUGAGUCAUGCUAUUGCUUGCAAAAUAACAUGCGGCCAGGUGGAAGGUAUUCAGGUCCAUGCAAAUGAGGGUGGCGCCACACAAACCCGUGGUGGUAUCUACUGGGUGAUCUUGCCUGCUGGAUAUCUUGGCUCGUCAUUUUGGGGAAUGGUUUUCAUUCUGACGUCCACCAACAUUCUUGCUUCAAAAAUUGCUGCGGGUUGUUUUAUUGCUGCAUUGUUUGUUGUACUUUUUGUUGCUAAAAAUUGGACUCUUCGAGGACUUUGUAUUGGCUUCAUUAUUUUUCUGGCUGUUGUUUGGGUUCUGCAAGAAUUUACAAAGGUCCGCAUUCUUCGCUAUGCCAUUCUAUUUAUAGGUGUGAUGAACAGCCUAUUUUCAGUUUAUGAUAUUUAUGAUGAUUUGAUAUCUCGAAGAGUGAAUACAAGUGAUGCUGAGAAAUUUGCUGAGGUUUGUCCCUGCCCUUGCAAUGGUGUUGCAUGGGGAGUCGUCUGGGGUAUGAUAUCUUUUAUAUUUUUGUGCGGAUCUAUGUACCUUGGGCUUGUUAUCUUAUCAUGAGAUUCAGAAACAAAUCAGGAUAUACCAGAGCAAAAGCUUGCGCUCCAUUUCAGAUUUGUGACCGUGGUGGCCAACCUAGGAUGGCUCAAUUGUUGUAACUGAUUCAUGAGAUUCAUCAUUCUUUCACCGUAGUAAUUCCAUGGGGUUUGUAGUCAUUUUUCAGUAUAUCUAAUGAAAAUACAAGUAGAAUCAAUAUAUGAGCUCGUGAGUGGCAGACUGCUAAUGUGGCAGUAUUUUCUGCAGCAUAUGUCACAAGAACAAAAUUGUUCAUUUUUUUAACGAAUAUGAAAUACAAUCAGCAUAUUGUCU
Molecule: messenger RNA, 996 nt
Organism: Asparagus officinalis (garden asparagus)
Lineage: Eukaryota; Viridiplantae; Streptophyta; Magnoliopsida; Asparagales; Asparagaceae
Exons: 10
Source: RefSeq, a predicted model, not a curated record